Molecule: messenger RNA, 1550 nt
Organism: Lentinula edodes (shiitake mushroom)
Lineage: Eukaryota; Fungi; Basidiomycota; Agaricomycetes; Agaricales; Omphalotaceae
Exons: 7
Coding region: 141-1493 (450 amino acids)
Source: RefSeq, a predicted model, not a curated record
CGGAAAGAAAAAUAAUCCCUUUCAACUUCUCUUUGACCCCUCUUGAGCUACCUUCCCCUCCUCUCCUCUCCCCUCCUUACGACCCUCACGACCAGUAUAAGGACUCUUGCUUGCUAGCUCUAGUGACUCCUUAAAGCUCCAUGUCUUACUCCGAAAGUUCACCUCCGCGUUGUGGCAAUAAGCAGAAGAAGACUUCACGUCACAAAGUCUCCCGAGCCCUUUCUGCAUCAGAGAUAUCUAAAAACAGUCAUCAUUUCGAGAUAUGGUGUACCUACCAGAACUUGGAAAGGGCGGCUCCUGAAGAUAUUCCUGAAAGCUUUAGGCAGGACGUUGAAAAUGUCUUCGAUGUUAGCGGAAAGUUGCCCCUUGUAUGGACAAGAAAGGAGUCCGAAGAGUAUAAAUUGCUGUCAACGUUUGCUCCUCCAGAUUUUAUUGCAUUCAUCGCCGAAGCCUACAACGAAGAUCCUUCACUUUUCAGCGCAAAAGUUGGCGAACCCCCUUCAGCUCUUUAUCUGCCUUUGACAACGGUGUUCACCGCUUGGCAACGUCUCAAGUCCAUGCUAAAUUCAAGUCAGAGAUGGUCUGAAGCAGAUUUUGCCGAUGCUUACGCUCAAUUCCGAGGUCCUGCGCUCAAAGAAAGCACACGACUCAUGCAGUGUAGCGUCAGCCUCCCUCAACCACUGCAAACCCCUGUGGAUCUUGAGGCUGCACGAAUUCUGAAUACCAAGAAAUCCAUUCCCGACUGCGUUGUGAUGAUACCCCCCGAGUCGAUCCGUCAUCUCUCCAAUUCGACAGAUUCUGCUUUCAAACGGCUCAAAAAGAACAAGGCUGUAAAGAAGACUGGUAGUGCAGUGAAGAACUCUUCUUUCGCCUACCAAGCUACUGUGUGCCACUCAAUUCCUGACACGCCGGCCUUUGAGUUUGUUAGCAGUGUUUGGGAGGAUAAGAAGCCUGUGCACAGUAUGCCUGAACAUGCUUACCGACAAAACAGGAUGUCGACAGCAUCUGCCGCUCGACAAUUGCAUUCUAUGCAUGUGGAUGCUCCUGUAUUUGGGCUUACUUGGACUCACGGUCAUAUUAGAGCUCAUGUAGACUGGUGCCAGAGGCCUCAGCCCGACGAACCCCCAGUGGUGUAUUCUGCUCCCUAUAUUCGCUCUGUUGAGUCAAAGAUCCCCGCUGACAACCAGGAAUAUCAUCAAUGGGAUCUCACACGCGCCAGCGACAUCUUGCGUCUCCAUUUCCUGAUUGUUAAUAUCGACCAAUGGACCGUUGGAGGAUUCUUGAAUCGAGUAACUAGCGGAGUCGCUGCGCUUGAGAAGAGCAUUGUCGAGGAUGGAAAAGCGUUUGAGCCAUGGAGGCGGUUUGGUGACAUCGUACCGCGCGCUCGACGGUCUCUUACUGCAAUGGAGAAUGCGGAGUUAUCUGCUAGUGUUCUAACGUGUUCCCCGCCUCCAAAGCCCAAACGCAAGUACGGGUCUCGGACAGUACAUUGACCAGACGUUGGCCAGAUCUCUAAAGCAAUGUAUUAUAAUGUAACGAUCAUACUUAGU